UCGAAAAAAGGUCCUCCCAGACAAGAGCGGCUUAACACCACCGAGUUGCGAUUCGUAGACUUUAUUCCUUUCGGCCGGGUCAAAAACCUGAGCUACUAUUUUACAUUCAAAGUUUAAACUGAAUUCCCCCGUCCAUAAAUUUUCGAAAUAAAUAUCUAUGACGAUGAAUAGUCUCCAACAGCAGGAAUCUUAACAGCUUAAAAACAUGAAACAAUACCUGGAAAUACUCAGCAAGUCUGGCAGGAUCUUUUGAAAGACUCAAAAAAGACACCAGAAAGAAGUGUUUCAGACAUUUCGUCACCAUGCUGGGUAACAUUGUCAGUAAGGCCUCGGAUGAAGUGAUGUUAUUCUGCUCAGCUUGGAAUUUAUACUGUCUGGUCAGUUAUGGUCACUUCAUGUUUUGCCAUUCAGGAGGAAGAGCAGGUGUAAGCAGCAAGUUUUAGUCGGUCAUUUAAAGUUGUUUAUUGAGAGCCUUGGCUGAGUAGCGCAGAAAUAAUCUGGAAACAUGUCCGAGAACGACACUGAUAAUUUAGUCAACAGCGGCAAAUAUGAGGCUGGCAAGAGCAAACGGAAUGUUUGCCGAGACUUUCUGCGCAAUGUCUGCAACCGUGGUAAGAAUUGCAGGUACUUCCAUCCAGAUGAUAUUGAGGCCUCCGACCUCGCCGACAUAAGGAACGAAACUGAUAAUUUAGUCAACACUGCCAGUGAUGAGGCUGGUAAAAGCAAACAGAACAUUUGCCGAGACUUUCUGCGCAAUCUCUGCAACCGUGGUAAGAAUUGCAGGUAUAUCCACCCAGAUGACAUUGAGGCUUCUGACCUCACUGACUUAAGGAAUGACACUGAUAAUUUAGUGAACAUUGGCAAUGAUGAGGCUGGCAAAAGCAAACAGAACGUUUGUAGAGACUUUCUGCGCAAUCUCUGCAAUCGUGGUAAGAAUUGCAGGUAUUUUCACCCAGAUGAUAUUGAGGUCACCAACCACGCUGAUCUAAGUGAUGACGCUGAUAAUUUAGUCAAUAAUAGCAAAUAUGAGGCGAGCAAGAGCAAACGGAAUGUUUGCCGUGACUUUCUGCGCAAUGUCUGCAACCGUGGUAAGAAUUGCAGGUACUUCCAUCCAGACAAUGUUGAGGCCUACACUGUGGGUGACAUGCGGCAUGAGUCAAUCUUUUGUCAGUACUUUCAGAAUAGUAAAUGUACCCGUGAGAACUGCACAUUCAUUCACGGGACGAAGGGGGAAGAGAAUUAUUACAAUAAAACAGGAAAGCUUCCUGCCCACUUGCAACAGACAGUGGCUGUGACUUUUGGGCUUUCACCCUCUAAUCUUCCUCUUAUUACAAAGGAAAUCCCAUUCUGUCGUGACUUCCUUAAGGGCAAGUGUCGAAGAGGAUCCAAAUGUAAAUUCCAGCAUUUGAAACGUGAUGACAGUGAUAAAAAAAGUGUAGAAAGAGUGUCGUCACAAGAUAGAGAACUUUCUCCUGAGAUUUGUAGGUAUGAUCGUUUGGAUGACCUUUAUGAGACAGAGAGAUGUGAUUAUGACCAACAUCCGAAAAGGAGAAGGGUGGAGGGCCUGCGUUUUGAAGUAUUUGAUUACAGCACUCCCAGUCUGCGCCCAGGUGAACUAAGUUUUUUGGAGGAGGAAAACCAUAUGCUCAGAAAGCGCAAUGAAGAGCUCAAAAAGCAGGUGUCAAGCUUAAUGCUGACUAAUGAGGUUCUUCUGGAACAGAAUGCAGAUCUGCGCAAGCAGGUGAAGUUGGGGAUCCUGAACACUGGGGCUGACCCAACACAACACCCAGCUAUGCACACUGUUACCAAUUAUAACCGUAGCAUAGUAAAAACUCACACCACCCUGAGCAACCAGACACUGAGAUCACAACCCAUUUCUCAUCAAGAGUUGAUAGCGCAAGCUAGAGCUCAUAAUGCAUUGUGUUCUGAAGCUACAUCCCAAAGUCCUCCCCGUCUUAGCGCUUCUAUUUCUGCACCCUAUGCCCAGGGGAUGACUUCACCAGUCUCAAUGGCACCACUUGCCAUCUCUACACCUGUGGCAGUUACACAAUCACUGCCAGGAAUUGCCAUGAGUUAUACCACCACUCAAAUGGUCAGUUACCCAAAUGCAUCACAGAGUAUGAGGUUCCUCUGUCGUGCAGAAGAGAGUUGAGGUUUGAAGACUUUAUGAAAAAUUCAUAUUUUCCAGUUGUUGUUUCCCAGGGAAAUUGUGAAAAUUGAGUUAAGUAUGAUUCUUACAGAGGGAGUCUCACCAUCAGCAACCUUUUUGCCGAAACAAUGAAAGGAAGAUGCUUUUUAACUCCUGUCUCAAACGGUGCGUGCUUAUGAGCUCACUGGGAAACUGCCUGUGCAGAAUUGUACCUCAGCAAUAGUAGCAUACUGAAGUUAAACCACCCUUCAGUUUGCCACUAUGUAUGUCGCAAAUGUUCAAAAAAAAAUCCAAUAGAACCCAUGUUUUUGAAUGCUUUGAAAACUUGGUGUCAGCAGAACUGUUGCUUUUGUUUUGCUCACCCUGUAAACUCUGGUGCUAAUGAAAGCAAAGUUUUUGACAACGCAUUGCAAUACCCAGACCAACUUGAACUCUCCUGCUGCUGCACUUGGAAUAGUUUUGCUCGCACUAUGGUUGCUCUGUCUGCUUAUGUAAAAUUAGUUUAUUUCCAUAAAAAAGGUACCUUAAAAAAUACUGUGCAUGUGUUAGAAAGGAUUGCGCCUAUUCAGCAAUUGAUUGUUUUUAAAACACUUUUUUAAAUCCAGAGUUUUUGUUCAACAGCAAUAAAGGCAAAUCACUGUUUCCCUCCCUCCCCCACCCUUAAAAAAAAACCAUGCUUUAAUUAUGUUCAGGGCAGUAAUUGGUGGGUAUGUAGAAGACAGUUAUUCUCCCUCCUAGUAGAUAUAUUGCCCUGUAAAAUAAAUGGGACUACUUCCUCGAGAGAUUUUGGGGAGUGGUGAGGUUGGGGACUGAAAACCAAAAAAUGGCUGUCUUAAAUGCAGCAUCAGGCAGCCUGGCAGCAACAGAGGGCUAACACAACUUGCACACGUGUGAAAUAAGAUCACUGAAGCAAUGUGGGUUAAUGCCUUCAAUUACUGGUGAUCGUUAAUUGAGCUCUCAAAGUUUAAAUUGCAUUGACGAGCUGUAUGUUAAGUAACAAAGUUGUGUUUUUCCAGGGUACUGAUGGCAAGACUUCCUCUAUAUAAAGCUAAACAAAAAAUGUGUUCUGUAAGAUUAGUAAUGAACUGACAGUCUUUAUCAAAACACAUAAUUGGAUAUUAUACAAAUUACAAACUACUGGUUCUCCUUUCGUUCUCCAAUUUAUGAAAUUCACUUUUUAAAUUAAUUACCAAUAUUUUUAUUUUUUUCUACCAGCAAUCAUAUGCCACAAAGUCUAUUUUUCCUUUUUUUUUAACUAAAUUACAGUUGAUGUUAUCAGAAACAUAAAUAAUUUGCUGACUUGGUCAAUUUUAAAUCUCCCUGAUAUUUGCUUAUAGAUGUUCUAUACCGUACCAUUUCAAAGCAAAUAUGCACCCAGAGGGUUAAUUUUCAGUAAUGUGUGUGCAUUUAGUCGAAAUUACUUUGGUAAUUAAAAUUGUGCCUCUCUUUAUAAGGUCGCCAAAUUCCAUAAUCCUGGUUAUGUUUUUGUACAAUUAGAGUUCCUGACCAGAGCAUUUUUUGCUCUUGUAAUUUUUUCCUCAAAUUUGUACAAGCCCUCUGAAGAUUGAACUAUAGAAGGUGUUUUUAAAAAAAACUAAACAAGCAUUUGUAUUACAAACAUAUCCACUGUAACCUCCAAGGAUAUCAAAAUGAUUAUAAAGUGCUGCAGUACUACGAUUUAAGUUGGUGAAGCAGACUAAACUGUGUAUAUUACAAAUAUAUACUUGUUUAGUGCCUGAAGUGUGGAGGCUGGGUGCUCACUAACUAAUAGAUGAGAGUAACAUUGUAGCAUAUGAUGUGAAGAAAAGAUCUGUGAUUUGUCAUCUUUUGUCAUGGGAUUUUUAGAAGCUCAAAGCUCAAAACUUAUAGAUUGCUAUGCCAUUUCUGCAUCUCGUCAAGUAAACUCACACAAUUGCGCUGUUAAUCAGAGCUUCAAGGGUGCAUCACCAGUGUAUAUAACAUAAGCACAACUGCUUUUUGUUUUCAAUUCAUCAGCAACAAAACUGCAAAGCCAAUCAGAGAAAGUAGGAAAUAUAUAUAUAAAUAUAUAGUAAAUGUAUAUUGAAUGGUAAUGUAAAACUACCCCUACUUAAAAUGCUCAUGAUGUUGAGCAAGGUGAAAACCUGGGACAGAAUCUGACCUAGUGUAAUAUUUCCUUCCCCCGGUUGAAUAUCCUGCCAACCUUCACUAUUCAGGCUCAACCAAAAGAUAACCACUUGGGUGAGGUACCACCGGACACCUUGUUGAACCAUACUUCAGCAUGGUGUCAAUGCCAUUGGGUGUGGAGGAGGAGAGUAGAAAACUGACAGAGGAAACAGAAGGGAACGCUUGCAGUUAUAAAUAGGAUACAAAAAUGUCCUGUAGUAAAUGAUGUUUUAUAGGUGUCAUAUAGUCAGUUGACAGUUGCUUUCUUUUUCUACUUUAAGUUGUAUGAGUAGUACAUCAUUUUGUCCAUUUGACUCUUCACUUAAAUGAAUGACAACAUUAGACUUGUUCUGUUGCAUGAUAGGAUGGGCCAUCUGAUGGAGGUGCAAAAAGCAGUAUGGUACUUCCAAAUGGAAAGAUGGCAUUCUGAAAAUGAACCUGUGCCCUGCAUCCAAUUUGUUUAAGAAUAACUGCAGUUUCCCAAAUUUUCUGUACAGUUAUUAACUUCAAGGUGGUUUUAACUUUUUGCACGUUUUUUUUAAUCUUCAGAUAUUUUCAAUAUGUUGACUCAAUUACAGAUUUCUAACUUGUUAAAAUUAGAAAUGAAAGUUUCUAUUUCCAUAAUGGUGACAUUACUGUCAACCAGGGAGCCAUGUAGAAAAUGCACUGUGAGGAAGGAUUAAAAAGCCAAAACCAACACUGAGAGGUUUGGGCCUGCAACAUGGGAAAUAUGAAUUUUUGCUAAUUUUAAUCCCAAAGUACAUUAAACCCUUUGCUAUUGAAACUCCCUGGGAUUUUUCAGCGUAAAGUGGAAUGCCAAGAUUGUCACAGGUGUUCAAAAUAGGAUUUCUCGUGCACCUUUUUGAAAAUGGUCAGUUAAGCAUGUUUUUAUCCAUUUUAAUGCUGAUAACUGUUUAGUGUGCAUACUGUUAAUAUUCAUCAAGUCCCAGAUGUCUGUUCAUGAAAAGUUAUGAUUUAUUGAAAAUCUGAAGAUGACCAUUGACAUCCAGUAUAUAUAAAUAUUAUACACUAUAUGACAAAGAAUGUACAGCAGUGUUGUCAUUUAUUGUCAGGAUUAAAACAGGACCAGAAUGGAUGAAUUUACACUGUUUCUGAAUAGAGCCAAGUGAACUGUGUCUUUAGGUGUGUUUUUCCUUUUAAGUAUUAUAUGUAAUACCAUUUUUCAAAGUUAAACUUUCCCAUUGAUAAGAACCUCCAGAAUAACCUAAAUUUCCAGUUUAUUUAUGUAUCUUGCCUGAUUGAUAUUGUGUAAGUUUUCUAAAAUCAAAUUUGUGAGAAAAUUAAACAAGUUUUCUCCAUGCUGUGUAUGACUACAUUUGUUAUCAGUUUACUUUUUAAAUGUUGAUCUGUAAUCAUUUUAUAGUGUGAAGUAUGAACUAUUCAUUUUUAAAUGGUUAGAUUCUUUCAGAAGGGCAAUCUAGUGAUUUAAGCAUUCAGAAUAAUUCUGGUCAGUUUGCUGAGUACCCUGUUUUGAGCAAGCCCCAUCCGUGGUUGUGAUUCAAACAUAUUGAAUGAUUAUUAAUUCACCAUUACUAAAUUGCAGGGUUUAAUUUGGAGGAGGGUGGGGAUGAAAUUGGGAGACUGGAAGGCAGGAUGUCAUCCUAUAGACAUGUGUACUGUCUCCUCAUAGAUUAAACUAACACUAUGACUUGUUCUGCUUGCUAAAGAUGGACACAGAUGUUUUGUAGAGAGGACAUGAGUUUUAACCUACAAUCCCCCACUCAACCACGUCACUGAAGAAAGUUACCAAACAGAAACCAACUAUUUUGCCACAUGCAAAGUAUGCGGCAGUAGCACAAGGGUUUGUCCCUGAGGUGUCCUUGGAUGUUUAAUGGCAGCCAGUUUCAGAGCAGUAUAAGCAAAGGCUGGGUGAAGGACACCCAUUUUCUUAUCUGUGGAUAGUGUAUGAGACAAGGAAUUUUUUUGUCGAAAGACUAGUCUCUUUCUGAACAAAGUUUUAAAAAAUUGUAUUUCUGUUGGAUACUAAUGU
Molecule: messenger RNA, 6305 nt
Organism: Stegostoma tigrinum
Lineage: Eukaryota; Metazoa; Chordata; Chondrichthyes; Orectolobiformes; Stegostomatidae
Product: zinc finger CCCH domain-containing protein 10-like
Exons: 4
Coding region: 506-2152 (548 amino acids)
Molecular function (GO): metal ion binding
Source: RefSeq, a predicted model, not a curated record